AGUCACGCCAAACUGGGCGGAGAGUCUGCUGGCCUCUCUCCGAAGCUCGUCUGGGCGGCGGCGGCGCCUGCAACCGGGGACAGGGCGGGUGGCGCAUCUCGGGCGCGGAGGCAGGAGAAGUCUCAUUGUUCAGGGAGCCGUCGCCUCUGCAGGUUCCUCGGCUCGGUCUGCCCGGCCUGUGUCAGCCCUGCCCAACCCCCACAACCGCCCGCGACUCCCGAGGAGAAGCGGCCCCGCGGCGGCAGUAGCUGCAGCAUCAUCUCCGAUCCGCCAGCCAUGGAAGACCUGGACCAGUCGCCUCUCGUCUCUUCGUCCGCGGACAGCCCGCCUCGGCCUCCGCCCGCCUUCCAGUACCAGUUCGUGACAGAUCCCGAGUACGAGGAGGACGAGGAGGAAGAGGACGAGGAGGAGGAGGACGACGAGGACCUGGAGGAGCUGGAGGUGCUGGAGAGGAAGCCGUUUUCAGAAUUAGAAUAUUCAGAAAUGGGAUCAUCAUUCGCUGCUUCUCCAAAAGCAGCGUCAGCCAUGCUGGUAGAAAACAUUAAGGAAGAAGUUACUGUGGGGCGGAAAGACAAAGAGGAUUUAGUUAGUGGUCGACAGGAGUCGCCUGUGACCUUCUCUGAAGUGGUUAAAGAAGACAGAGUUAUGUUUCCGGAAAAGACAAAGGACAUGUUUAGUGCAGUGCAAGGGUCAGGGGUAGCACCGAUGAGGGAAGCGUAUGCAGACUUUAAGCCGUUUGAGCAGGCGUGGGAAGUGAGAGACACUGGUGAGGAGACUAGGGACCUGUCGGCUGCCGCAGCUUAUCUGGAGAGCAGAGUGCAUGAAAAGUGCUUCGAAGAUAACCUGGAGCAGAAAAGUCCUGGGAAAGAUGGUGAAAGUAGUCCUGAUGACGCUUCUCCCCCCAGCACCCCAGAGCCCGUGAGGGAUGGCUCCAGAGCGUACAUCACCUGUGCCUCUGAUAGCACUGCAGCAAACAUUUUCCCUCUGCUAGAAGAUCAUACUUCAGAAAAUAAAACAGAUGAAAAGAAAAUAGAAGAAAGGAAGGCCCAGAUUAUCACAGAGAAGACUAGCCCCAAAACAUCAAACCCGUUCCUUGUAGCAGCACAGGACUCUGAGGCAGAUUAUGUCACAACAGAUAACUUAUCAAAUGUGACGGAGGCCGAAGUGGCAAACAUGCCGGAAGGUCUGACACCAGAUUUAGUUCAGGAAGCAUGUGAAAGUGAACUGAAUGAAGCCACGGGAACAAAGAUGGCUUAUGAAACAAAAAUGGACUUGGUCCAGACAUCAGAAGCUGUACAGGAAUCACUCUACCCCACAGCACAGCUUUGCCCAUCAUUUGAAGAAUCUGAAGCAACUCCUUCCCCAGUUUUGCCUGACAUUGUUAUGGAAGCACCCUUAAGCUCUCUCCUUCCAAAUGCUGCUGGUGCUCCUGUAGCGCAGUCCAGCGGAUCCCCACUGGAAGCAUCCCUAUCCGUUGGUUACGACAGCAUAAAACCUGAGCCUGAAAAUCCCCCACCAUAUGAAGAAGCCAUGAACGUAGUGCUGAAAGCUUCGGGAGUAAAGGAAGACGUUAAAGAGCCUGAAAGUAUUACUGCAGCCGCUCAGGAGACAGAAGCUCCUUACAUAUCCAUUGCGUGCGAUUUAAUUAAAGAAACAAAGCUCUCCACUGAACCAAGUCCAGAUUUCUCUAACUAUUCAGAAAUAGCGAAAUUUGAGAAAUUGGUGCCUGAGCACUCUGAGCUAGUGGAGGAUUCCUCACCUGAUUCUGAACCAGUUGACUUGUUUAGUGAUGAUUCAAUUCCCGAAGUUCCACAACCACAAGAGGAAGCCGUGAUGCUGAUGAAGGAGAGUCUUAGUGACUUGUCCGAGACAGUAACACCACACACACCCAAGAACGGGUUCAGUGCUUCGCCCCAGGAGGUAGGAAAGCCGUACUUGGAGGCUUUCCAGCCCACUUUACAUAUUACAAGAGAUGCUGCCGCUAAUGCAGUUCCAACACUGACCAACAAGGAGAGAAUUCCUCUGCAGAUGGAAGAGCUCAAUACUGCCAUUUAUUCAAAUGAUGACUUGAUUACUUCUAAGGAAGACAAAAUAAAAGAAAGUGAAACAUUUUCAGAUUCAUCUCCAAUUGAGAUAAUAGAUGAAUUUCCCACGUUUGUCAGUUCUAAAGCCGAUUCUUCUAAAUUAGCCAAGGAAUACUCUGGCCCAGAAGUACCCGUCAGAAGUGAAAUUGCUCAUGUCCAGAGUGGGGCUGGGUCACCGCCUUGUUCAGAAUUGCCCCGUGACCUUUCUUUCAAGCAUAUGCAUCCUAAAGAUGAAGUCCAUGUUCCAGAAGCAUUCUCCAAAGAUAGGUCCAGUGUAUCUAAGGGAUCCUUAUUGUCUUCAGAUGUUUCUGCUGUGGAACCGCAGGCAGAAACGGGCAGCGUAGUUAAACCCAAAGUACUUACGAAAGAAGCAGAGAAAAAACUUCCUUCUGAUACGGAGAAAGAGGACAGAUCACUGUCGGCUGUGUUUUCAUCAGAGCUGAGUAAAACUUCAGUUGUUGACCUCCUCUACUGGAGAGACAUUAAGAAGACUGGAGUGGUGUUUGGUGCCAGCUUAUUCCUACUGCUGUCCCUGACGGUGUUCAGCAUUGUGAGUGUAACGGCCUACAUUGCCUUGGCCCUGCUCUCUGUGACUAUCAGCUUUAGGAUAUAUAAGGGUGUGAUCCAAGCUAUCCAGAAAUCAGAUGAAGGCCACCCAUUCAGGGCGUAUUUGGAAUCUGAAGUUGCUGUUUCAGAGGAAUUGGUUCAGAAAUACAGUAAUUCUGCUCUUGGCCAUGUGAACAGCACAAUAAAAGAACUCAGGCGCCUCUUCUUAGUCGAUGAUUUAGUUGAUUCCCUGAAGUUUGCAGUGUUGAUGUGGGUGUUUACUUAUGUUGGUGCCUUGUUCAAUGGUCUGACACUGCUGAUUUUAGCUCUGAUUUCACUCUUCAGUAUUCCUGUUAUUUAUGAACGACACCAGGCACAGAUAGAUCAUUAUCUUGGACUUGCAAAUAAGAGUGUUAAAGAGGCCAUGGCCAAAAUCCAAGCAAAAAUCCCUGGAUUGAAGCGCAAAGCAGAAUGAAAGAGCCCCAAACAGUAGGAGUUCAUCUUUAAAGGGGACACUCAUUUGGUAGCGGGGGUGGGAGGGUCAGGGGUGAGCCCUUGGCGGCGGUGCAGCUUUCAGCUCUUUAUUUUUAGCAGUGCACUGUUUGAGGAAAAAUGGCCUGUCUUGACUUCUUGUGUUUAUCAUCUUAAGUAUUGUAAGCUGCUAUGUAUGGACGUAAGUUGUAAUCAGACUUGUUUUUCCUGUAUGAGCACUGGGGAAUAAAGUGAGCUGAGAAAGCGAUGUUUUACUGCAGGUAGUCUUGCUGUAUUUGGGAAAUUGCAAGAAGGUGAAGCUGAAAAAAACAAAAACUUUUCACAGUGUACUGUGUUUGGUUGAUGUAAAUUGAUGCAGAUUUUUCUGAAUGAAAUGUUUAGACGAGAUCAUACUACUAAAGCAGAAAUGAAAAUGCUGUUUUUAUGGUAUGUUCUAGGUGUAUUGUGAACUUACUGUUAUAUUGCCAAUAUAAGUAAAUAUAGACAUAAUCUAUAUAUAGUGUUUCACAAAGCUUAGAUCUCUACCUUCCAGCUGCCCCACAGUCGUCGGUCAUAUGGUGUAGUCUCAAGCACGUAAACUAGGAAGAGAAUGUACUUCUGGGAGCACUACCCCGUUUUCAGGGCUCCAGCAUCAACGUCAUUGCAGAGACUUACUGUAUAAUUAAUUCUGUCACAGACUCUGAUUCUAUGGACUGAAUUUAAUGCUUCCAAAUGUUUGCAGUUAUCAAACAUUGUUAUGCAAGAAAUCAUAAAAUGAAGACUUAGCCAUUGUGGUUUAAGCUGUACUGAAUUAUCUGUGGAAUGCAUUGUGAACUGUAAAAGCAAAGUAUCAAUAAAGCAUAUAGACUUAA
Molecule: messenger RNA, 3973 nt
Organism: Microtus ochrogaster (prairie vole)
Lineage: Eukaryota; Metazoa; Chordata; Mammalia; Rodentia; Cricetidae
Gene: Rtn4
Product: reticulon 4
Exons: 8
Coding region: 277-3105 (942 amino acids)
Biological process (GO): brain development; neuron differentiation; endoplasmic reticulum tubular network formation
Cellular component (GO): neuron projection; postsynaptic density; endoplasmic reticulum membrane
Source: RefSeq, a predicted model, not a curated record